AUGAACCCCCACUCGCCCGCCUCGUCAUCGGGCCCUGAGGACGCCGCCGAGAACACAGCCGACGAGGAGGAUUCCGAGGAUUACUGCAAGGGUGGGUACCACCCCGUGCAGAUUGGCGAGAAGUUCAAGGAUGGGAAGUACACGGUCGUGCGCAAGCUGGGCUGGGGUCACUUCUCGACAGUCUGGCUCUCCCGGGACAACACGACAGGCAAGCAUGUGGCCUUGAAGGUGGUACGGUCCGCCAGCCACUACACCGAGACGGCCAUCGACGAGAUCAAGCUCCUGAAGAAAAUCGUCGAGGCGAACCCGAACCACCCCGGCCGCAAGUACGUCGUCAGUCUGCUCGACUCCUUCGAGCACAAGGGGCCAAAUGGCGUGCACGUAUGCAUGGUGUUUGAAGUGCUGGGCGAGAACCUCUUGGGGCUCAUCAAGAAGUGGCAUCACCGCGGUAUCCCGCGGGAUCUUGUCAUGCAGAUCGCAAAGCAGGUUCUGAUGGGUCUGGACUACCUUCACCGAGAAUGCGGCAUCAUCCACACCGACCUCAAACCCGAAAACGUACUCAUCGAGAUCGGAGACGUGGAGCAGGUUGUCAAGAAGGUGGUUAAGAGCGAGGGUUCAGACAAGGAGAACCACAGGAAUGGCCGGAGGCGCAGACGGACUUUGAUCACGGGCAGCCAGCCUUUGCCAUCGCCUCUCAACGCCUCCUUCAACCGCGACAACAUGUUCCCGUCGCCCAAGUCGCACACUAGUCUCAAUGCCAUGAUGCACGACAAUGCCUCGACAGGUGCUAAGAGCCAGACCGAGAAUCAGGAACAGAGAGAGAAGACUGCGGACAUUCUCACGAAGGAGGUCUCGGGCAUCUCACUCGACAAGAGCGGUACAGGCUCUAGUUCACCCAGCGACAAGAAGAAACGGAAGCGGAAGGGACCCAUCAUCAACGUCAAGAUUGCCGACCUAGGCAACGCCUGUUGGGUUUCGCACCACUUCACGAACGAUAUUCAGACGAGGCAAUAUCGUUCUCCCGAAGUCAUCCUGGGAGGUAAAUGGGGUGCGAGCACUGAUGUCUGGAGCAUGGCCGCCAUGGUGUUCGAGCUCAUCACUGGCGAUUAUCUGUUUGACCCCCAGUCGGGGACCAAGUAUGGAAAGGAUGACGAUCACAUUGCGCAAAUAAUCGAGCUUCUCGGCCCAUUUCCCAAAGACCUUUGGAAGAACGGCCGAUGGUCACAGGAGAUUUUCAAUAAAAGAGGCGAGCUUCGCAACAUUCACCGGCUGCGUCACUGGGCGCUUCCCGAUGUUCUGAAGGAAAAGUACCACUUCAAGGACUCGAAGGAUCUCACGCCCAAGGAACGAGAGGAACGAGAACGCAAGGCCAAGGCGGCCGCCGAGAAGAAGGACGGCGAGGAUGAUGGCGACGAGACGAUGGAGUACCAUCCUUCCGAGGUCGCCAGCUUCUUGAUUCCCAUGCUCGAACUGAUACCGGAAAAGCGGGCGAAUGCAGGCGGCAUGGCGAACCACCCCUGGUUAGACGACACACCUGGCAUGGAAGAUAUCAAGCUUCCAGGUUUGACACCGGGAAGCCGUGGCGAGGGCAUAGAAGGCUGGUCUUAUGAGGUGAAGAAGCGAUAG
Messenger RNA from Neoarthrinium moseri, 1626 nucleotides. RefSeq lists its product as uncharacterized. The record is from RefSeq and is a predicted model, not a curated record. Gene Ontology annotation, molecular function: protein kinase activity; ATP binding. NCBI's taxonomy places the organism in Eukaryota, Fungi, Ascomycota, Sordariomycetes, Amphisphaeriales, Apiosporaceae. Gene Ontology annotation, biological process: protein phosphorylation; regulation of mRNA processing; spliceosomal complex assembly. The coding region runs from base 1 to 1626 and encodes 541 amino acids. The transcript is spliced from 4 exons.